Molecule: messenger RNA, 4994 nt
Organism: Amoebophrya sp. A120
Lineage: Eukaryota; Dinophyceae; Syndiniales; Amoebophryaceae
Source: the annotation of a GenBank genome assembly
GUAUGAUCGCCAUGACGCCGGCGGUUCUGCACACUGACUUUAUUUCCACAAGCACGAACAACACCAACAUCAGCCUGUAAAAGCACUUUGCUCACCGCUCACUCGAAAUUUGCCUCUUCUUUGAAGAUCUGUUUUUGUGCCCCCAGAAGAGGACUCCUGCCGCGAGGAUACUAGCACAGUGACCGACGACAAAAAUGGCCUCCUCGUCCACCUCGUCCUCCUCGUCUUCUAUGCCUCCCGCAACCGACACAUCCGAAUCCUCCUCGUCCUCCACCGUAGGCGUUCCAGCGGCACGGCCCGAACAAAGAACUACAGGCUCGACGGCUCCUCUGCAUCACCCCAAUAGCAGCCCGGAAAAUGAGCUCUUGGUCGACGAGAGUAAGUUGAUUUCGAAAACGCCGGCCCCGGGGUUGACGGUCGGACUGGUCACGGCCUGUUUAGUGCUCGUGGUGGGCGCCGCGUACGUGUCUGUAUUUGGAAUAGAGUUUCACCAGCCAGGAGCGCCUGUGCCAAUUACCGAUCAAGCCGAUGGCGCUGGUUUGCCCGUGCGCGGCGCAGCUGGAGACCCAGCUAGAAGUUCAUCGUCCAGCACUGCUGCGAGGCCUGCUACUGCAGCCGCCGCAGCCGCUGCUGCUGCGGCCUCAGCGAAGAGCUAUGCGGAAACGAGCCGGAGUUUAGCGCUGGGCUUUUCGUCCAACUCCUUCUCUUCCCCGCCGAACUCUAAUACCGCUGCGUCGACCUCACCCUCAGCUGAAACCAAAGUGGCAAAAAUUUUGGGUCCGGAUUCGCAAAACAGCUUUCUUGCGUCAGAGCAACGAACUGGUCAUCCGAAGGGAACAACCGCAGGCGAGCAACCGCAGGUGCAGAAUAAAAGCGCAAGCAGCACUCCCUUCUCCUUGUCUGAAUCCUCUUCGACAACGACGCUGCCGCCAGACUCUCUAGAACUGCAGCAGCAGAGAUCAACUGCAAAUGGUGCUCUGCUUGUUCGUCCUAAUGCACCGCCUCGAAAUGGUGCAGAUGGUCUUUACGACGAAGCCGCUACCACGACCCCAAGAACAACUUCUACACCAGUCGCUUCUCCUCCAGACGGUGCUGUCCCAACGUCUUCCUUCCGGCAGCUGCUCGAUUUACCCGGCGUCGUGAGUCGGAAAAUCAGGUAUCCACAGUAAAUUUUCAGUACACGUACAAAUGCGAGCGCUGCAUGACAAAACUUGGCUUCGAUCCUAGUUCAGCAUGACAAGUUUUACCCUCCAAAUUGGUGAAGUUUGUCAUGCAUUUUGUACAUGUACGGGAAAUUUGUAUUGCAUAUCAGGGACAAGUUGAUGGGCUGGACGCAGGAAGUAGAACACGACAGCGAAGAGGACAUGCGGCCCUGGGAGGGGAACGUGCGCGGGGGGAAUUACAUCCCCUGUCGGGGCUGCAAGCGGUACCGGCCCGAACUACAAAGGCCCUUGACGCGGUCCAGCCCUGCGCUGAUGUACACAACGAAUGUUGAGGACAAAAAUGCAGGCUCCUCCUCCACAUCACAGCGAUCGUCGUUGCAAUUCUUCGAGAACGACGAGAGUUACGAUGAUGAUUUUGCCAGUGCUACGGAUGGGUUCGACACUGCGCGAAGCAGGACAACUGGAAGCAAACGCAGCAGUGAAAGUGACGCUGGACGAACCGCGACAAGGACAUCUAACACAGGUCCUCCGGACGUCGAGGGUUUUUUCACACCAAUGUCGGAAUUUAAGGGGAUAAAAGGUGGAACGGGAACAAACGAAAGGAGUGGCCGUGCCACAGGAGAAGACACAACCAGGAGCGCAGCCAGCAGUAGGGGGGACCCCAGCACGGUUGCGCCGUCGCCAGCGUGGAGCACCGGGACGACGCCUGGUGGUGGAGGACAAACACCAGGCUGGCCUGCUCGGGAUGUUCAAGCUGCAAUGCCCGUAAGCGGUAGUACGGGUAAACCAGAUAUCGUCGCCAGUCCCCCAGCGGCUUCUACCCAGUCCGGUGGAGCGCAGCUCCCAACGACGAUCGCCGCUGCGCAGCUGGGUACUUAGUUUUGUACAUGCAUUUGAAGAAAUUUUUCUUGCAUGCUAGUACAGAAUCAGUGUAAAAACAUACAUGCUUCUUGUGAAGAUGCUGGUAGAUCUAGAUUGAUGAAAGUGAAUGUGGUCUUUGUCAGGAUCUGCGGCAGUGUUUGUGCCUCAACCUCGACCGGGCGCAAGUGCAGCCCCGAGCCAGCCCGGACAGCCAGGUUCCUUGCAGCAGCAACAAGGCUCUCUGCCAGGUGUUGUUUCCUCGCAAGCUACGAACGCAAAUGCAGCUGCGCAGGGCGGGACGCAGGGGAACCCGAUGUUUACCGUCGUGCCCGGACAGAACGGCGGACCCCCGCGCAUGAUUCCAAUACAACAACAACAGCAGUCGCGCUCGCAGUCACGGCACGCUAGCGCAGGCAGUCCGGUCGUGAUGUCGAAGCAGCCCCAGUACAUGAUGGUAAACGGAAAGCUGGUGCAAGUUUUACCGGCGCAAAACCCGCCCAUUCAGCGACCAUCUGGACCGCAAGGUGUAGUAGUACCUCAGCAGCAGCAGCAGCAACAAACGCAACCGCAGCAACUGGAAAUAACACAGCGGGUGCAGCAGCUUCCAGCCACACCCGCACCAGCCGGAGCUCCUCCUCCUGCUGCGCAGCCGAAAAUAGUAAACCAGGCACAGCAAACGCAGAUACAGUCACAGAUCACGAACAGUUUGCUGCCAGUUUCUCAAAGUCCUACGCCGUCCUUCCAGAGUGCGGUCAGCAGUUCCGCGCCGGAUGUCGAAUCUUCGCUAGUACAACCUCCCAGUGGGGGCUCUGCCGUGGCCUCUGUUGCGGAGCAGCAACCAGGGUAUGGUUCGACGCAGGCGGAUGGAGCAGAAGGAAGAACUUCUACUUCACAGCAGCCUUUGAUGUUAUCAAGUGGGACAGGGGAAGUCCUGCCUGUUCCUUCGCCGCAGAUGAUGCAACGGGCUGGCACAUCAGCGCUCCCAACGUCGUCUCAACCGGCGGCAGAACAACUACCAGGAAUGAAACCUGCACAACUGCCCGCACAGCAGCCCAUCGUUUCGGCGGUCGCACCGACAGCACCAGAACAAGCGCAGCAGCCGCAAUCAGCGGAAAGUGUUGUUUCUGGUGCGUUGCCUCCGAACAACGCACCGCAGGCACAAGGGAGACACACACAGCCGAUAAUUGCCGACUCGUCUGCCGCUGCUCUCGCUGGAUCUUCUUCUUCUAGCACGUCAUCUGCGAUGAAGAUGAAAAACCAGCAGCUGGCGACCAGCGGCACCAAACUGACGCAGUCCACGGAGCAAGCCCUCCCGAUUCCACAACUGCCCCAAGCGUCCGCGCAGCUUCCGCAACCAGCAGCAGUCCAGCAACAACCAGCGCGACCGCCGACGGUCCGUGGUUUGCCGCAACAAUGGCGGGACAAGGAUGCGAACGGGUACCCCAUGGUAAAGUGCGACGCUGAAGUGGCGUUUUUCUCCGCGGACGGUUUUCAAAAGGUUUUUGUGGACAGCAGGUCGCCAACGGCUAUUUACGAUGUGAGGUAUAGUGGUACUAGAGAAGGAGCGGCUGCAAAAGUAGUACAGAACUAUCUGUAUCCACGGACUGAGCGCUGCUAGUGCGAUAAAAGCAGAGCCAAAAGAACUUCGAUGUUGUUGUCAGUACCCGCCCGCGGGGAUUUCUGCUGAUGCUUUUUUUCGACUUUUUUCUAAUUUACAUUUUCGUUCUAAAUGCAGAAGGAGGCAAAUUUAAACGACCGGACACAACAUGUUGACCCCAGGUACUAUGUCCCAUCCCCCAUGGAGUACGCAGUUAUUGAUGGGACCGAGCAGGAAUCCACAACGCCCGACGGAAAGUACGUCUACAAAGUCGAAGCUAUGUCCGAGGACAACUCACCGCUGAAGCGCGCCAAAAUGCAUGACCGCGUGACUUUCACGAAGUGGACCGCCGGCGCAAACGGCCUGAAAAAGUUUACGCUUAAACGUGUCACCGAGGUACUUUUGUGGAAUUGUGUUGACAAUAAGGAAGAUGAAGAGUAGACUUGAAAUAACGAAAAGCUGUGCUGUAAGCACGCGAUUUAUGACAAAGGUGAUGGCAUUUUUUUUGUUUGCAACCUGACGAGACAACGUCAAACUUUGCAGGUUAUCGAAAGCGGUGCCUUCAUGUUCACCGUGAAGAACCCGUUUGAGAUCCACCAAGAGGUGGAGGGCGAGGAGUUUUUUGUGGGCAAAAACCACAAGGACGUUGGUUUGAAGAUAUCCAGCGUGUAUCGGGUCGACGACGCGCCCUACAUGCCGCGCAUCGUGAGCCUCGCGUUCUCCACGGGCGGCAUGGCGGAAGGUUGGGACGCGUCUGCGGCGAAGUUCCUCAAAACGCUGCAAACGCUGGGGACUUCAUCUUCCGCUUGAGAGGUUGAGGUGCUUCUUUCGUAUGUUUUGGAUGGACAAAGAAAAUUUAGUUCCGCCUCCGGCUUUUUUGUUGUCUGAUUUUCCAAUGCUGUCCUCAGAAAAAAGCUUCCAAUUUUGUACUUAAGUAGUUCACAUCCAGGUCCAUUGACAUUCAGCCUGGGGACGCAGCGUCCUCUUCACGAAAUACAGUGCAUCACAAGUAUCUGGCUAUCAUUCCAGAAUGUGUAGAAUUGAUGUCCUGAGGAGCCGGUACCAACACUUCUAAAAAUGUAAAAUGAUAAAAAUGGGCGCCCAUAGUCAGUUGGGGUUCCAGAAGAGGAAAACUACUAUCGGACUACAAGAUGCUUAAGAUAGAUUCCUUGUUUGUUUUCUCGUGUUAUGGAACAUGAACUUGUCGAAGAUUUAGAAAGUCGUGUAUGUAAGUCUAGAAAGAGAAGGAUUUUCAUCUCCACAGAAGGCAAACGCUGUGUACAACUGCAACGAAGCAAGUAGUAGAUCGAGGUAAGUAUAUCACUUUGAAGCUUUUCAUCACAAAACUGAGCGGUUUCCGUAGUAAGCAAAAA